AAAUUGGGUUUGGGCGUUAGUGGAUGAUCUUGAUGCAUUUAACCAAUUUCCGUGGGGGGAGUAUAGUUAUAAUUUGUUGUGUCAUAACACAACAAAGUGCAUGUCCAAAAAAAAAUUAUAAAUUCUAUGGACCUGUUUGGGCGUUGCACGUGUGGUCGCUUGAGAUCAUGCCCGACUUUGGUAAUGUGGUUGGCAAGUGUGUUGCUGAGUUUGCUCACCCUCGAUGUUUGAAGUGGAAGUUUCGGAGUAGACCGGGUAGGAAUGAUUUACAGUCAUUUUUCGAGAAAGAGGAGCAAGAGAGAUUGGAGUUGGUCCCAGAUGAAUUUGAAGUCACCACUAUGUACUACUUGUCUACCGUUGGAAUUUAUAUGGGGGCACAGUAUAACGAAGGCCAUAAUCAAGAUUUUCAGGACAUCCCUAUCCAAGGUGAAGAGCCAGAACAAGAAUAUGAAGUGGCAUUGCAUGACACCAUUGUACAGGAGGAAGAAGUGUCUCUGCAUGAUAUACAUAUUCAUGCGCAUGAUUUGCCCGCGACAGGGAUGGAUAGACGGGCGCGGAGUUCAUCCUCCCGCGAAGGGGGUUCUCGUGGACGAGCUAGGGAAAAACGUGUUCGGUCACCUACUACAUCUUCAUCCUCUAGUAGCGGCGAUCAUAGUAACCGACCUGUAGACCGUGCCUAUCUAGAUGCCACUGUGAGGAGGAUGGAAGAGGCACAUGAAGAGAGAUUGAAGCGGCACAGCGAAUCUAUAGAGGCACGGGUGAAGAGGACUUUGAAGGAGUUUUUAGUGGAACUGAAGGGAUUUUUAAGUUGUAAGAGUGUUCAAGCUAGGGAUGUACAUUCCCCUGCUCCUCGACCUACACCGGCAUCCGAGGCAAGACAUUUUGAUGAUAUACGAGACGAGGGUGCCGAGGAAGGCGAUGAUAUAUGAGACGAGGGUGCCGAGGAAGGCGAUGUUCCUCGUGAUGAUAAUGUGACACAAUCGCCAUAUGUUCCACAGUUUUCUCAGUUUGAGUGUGGGAGCACAUCUUUUUUGGGCACUGAUGCCGAGAUCCCUCGUUUCUCCAACCCAAUUGAUCAAAUGAGAGCAUGUUUUGAUUACAUGGGAGAGGAGAUGGUUAGUUUUGGAGAGCCCUCCCAAUGCAUUGAGACGCCGGUAUUGCCCCGUAGAAGUACACGUCAGAGAUUCCCAUCUCAACAGUUGGAGUCCCCGUAUGAUGCAUCGGGAGAACCCAGACUAGUUUCAACAAAGGAGUUGGAUAACUUCAGGUCCUUCCUUAAUGGAAACGAUUCUGGGGCAACCGUGCUGGAAAGUAACCAUAAGCUAUCGAAGAAUUGGUUCAAGAGCAUACUAAAGCCCGAUGCUUCUCUUCAUCAGGAUGUUUUGGAGUUGUUCAUAUUGAGCUUGCAAUCCAAGUUGAUGCAUCGGGUUUCUCUUCUCCCAUUUGUUAAACCCGAAAACACGAUGAUAUCCUCUUUUGAUUUAUAUCGAGUUUGUGAGCAAUAUUGGGGUCGUUGCUUCUUUAGUACAAAGUUGAACCAUGCUAUUCCUGGUUCAUACGAAUCAUUUCAUGAUUGGGUUGUCCCACAAUCCAUCAUAGCCAUGAUUCAAGGAGUGAACGGUUCAUCAACGGCUCAAAAUUGGUUUGGUGCCACUCAGAUCGUUGUUCCAUGUCGGAUUAAAGCACAUUACGUGGUUGUUAGAAUAUGCCCGGGACCUUGGGAGGCCGAGUUACACGAUCCACUAUUUUAUGGUAUGGAUGACACAAGAAAGCAAGAGCGUGUAGCCGAAAUCCAAAGUUUGUUGAGCUUGUUUGGAAAGAUUUUGGAGGAUGUUGGGUAUUGGACGUCGAAUGUGUAUGGAUGGGAAAGGAAGACUUGUCCAUUGACAUUGUAUAUCCCUGGACCGGACGAGCAGUUCAGUCAAAAGGAUACUGUUUUGUCUGGGCCUUUUGCUUGCAUGGUGAUGGAGCGCGUACUUUCCGAUUCUCCUAGUAUUACUUGGGGCAACACCCGAGUGAAAAAAUACAGGGAGAUUAUUGCUGCAAGUGUUUUUAGUAUGUGUGUUAUUGAUUAGAUUUAGUAUCCGUCUUGUUAAUUUGAUUAUGAAGACUUUGAGAACUAAAGUGCUACACGGAACAACUGAAAUCGUAUGUUUAUUUGUUGUAUUGCUGCGCAUAUUAACCAUAUUUCAUCA
This is a messenger RNA of Salvia miltiorrhiza (redroot sage), 2195 nucleotides long. RefSeq lists its product as uncharacterized. The transcript has 6 exons. Bases 1080 to 2075 code for a protein of 331 amino acids. NCBI's taxonomy places the organism in Eukaryota, Viridiplantae, Streptophyta, Magnoliopsida, Lamiales, Lamiaceae. The record is from RefSeq and is a predicted model, not a curated record.